Molecule: messenger RNA, 2742 nt
Organism: Cyprinodon tularosa
Lineage: Eukaryota; Metazoa; Chordata; Actinopteri; Cyprinodontiformes; Cyprinodontidae
Product: galactosylgalactosylxylosylprotein 3-beta-glucuronosyltransferase 1-like
Exons: 7
Coding region: 482-1480 (332 amino acids)
Biological process (GO): chondroitin sulfate proteoglycan biosynthetic process; carbohydrate metabolic process
Cellular component (GO): Golgi membrane
Molecular function (GO): galactosylgalactosylxylosylprotein 3-beta-glucuronosyltransferase activity
Source: RefSeq, a predicted model, not a curated record
CAUCCCAGUGUGAGAGCGCUGGAGCACAGAGUGAAAGUCCCAAUCCCACCAUCUAUUCACUUAUUCAUUCAUUCAUGGAUGCAGCUUGAAUGACCCCAACUGCAGCAAGAUGCAUGUGAAACCUUCUCUAAUUCGUUCUUUAUGCGCAAGACACAGCAGAAGAGGAAGAGGCUCACAGAGAUGUGAUCGCUGUGUUGCCUCAGUCUGCAAUUAAGGAGCUGGAACCGAGGACACGACCCUGGGACCCGACGGUUGGACAGUCCCCACUGGAUGCUGGGAGAGACGUCCACAAGUUGUCACCCCUAGGUUACUGCUCACACUUUUCCACUUUUCUUCCUCAAAGAGGAGUUGAGAGAAUAUUUAUCCAGACUGGCUCUAUGGAACAACACGGCCGUGGAAAAUGUCAUCACAGCCCUACAGGAUUAGACUUGUUGGAUACUCAUUCAGCUAUACAGUGAGAUGACCCAAGGUGACAGUGGAGAUGCCGAAGAGAAGAGACAUUAUUGCCAUUGUGCUGAUUGUGCUACCUUGGACGCUGCUCAUCAGUGUAUGGCACCAAAGCAACAUCACCUCUGUCCUCGCUGCUCAAAAAGGUAACACAAUCAGUAGUCGCUCAGACUCCCGAGCAUUAAAGGAAUCCCUCUCACUUCAGAACCGUGACAGCGUUCACGUUGUCCAGACCGAGUAUGUGUACAUCCGGCCCCCACCCUGGUCCGAAACCCUUCCUACUCUCCACAUCAUCACUCCUACUUACAGCCGCCCAGUGCAGAAGGCUGAACUCACUCGUCUGGCCAACACUCUGCUUCAUGUCACCAACCUGCACUGGAUCGUGGUGGAGGAUUCCCAGAGGAGGACUGCUCUAGUUAGCCGCUUCCUUCAGGAAACGGGGCUUAACUUCACCCACCUCAACGUGGAGACUCCUCUGAACUAUAAAACCAGAGGGGAAAGCAGGAACACCAGAGUACCCCGUGGUACGCUGCAGAGGAACCUGGCCCUGCGGUGGCUUAGAGAGACUUAUCCUGUAAACUUUAGCAAGCCUGGAGUCGUUUAUUUUGCAGAUGAUGACAACACGUACAGUCUACAGCUGUUUGAAGAGAUGAGGUCCACGAAAAAGGUGUCUGUGUGGCCCGUUGCAUUUGUGGGUGGCUUACGCUACGAAUCACCCAAGAUAAACGCUCUAGGCAAGGUGUAUGGCUGGAAAACUGUAUUCGACCCACACCGACCUUUUGCCAUAGACAUGGCUGGGUUUGCAGUGAACCUAAGCCUGAUUCUAACCAAACCUCAGGCUUAUUUCAAAUUGCGAGGGGUGAAAGGAGGAUAUCAGGAGAGCAGCUUACUAAAGGAACUGGUGACUCUGAGUGAGCUGGAGCCUAAAGCUUCAAACUGCACUAAGGUAUUAGUAUGGCACACACGGACAGAGAAACCGGUGCUCGUAAACGAGGGCAAGAAAGGAUUUACAGACUCUACUGUGGAGAUCUGAUGUACUUGAUCUGACAAAGGUCUCAUUAAGUGUAUCCAGGAUGUUUCAGGAAGGAGAACUUCUUAGGAAUCUGCCUGGAUUCAAAUCAACUGCAGAGCUUCUUUGGCCACAAGUAUAACGGCACAAUAGCAGCACUUAACAUUGUCUGCAAAAAUGGAGGCAGCAAAAUAUGUGCAUGGACUGAACUUUGCACACAAACUUUGAUGUCUGUUCUGCUGUGGGAGACACUGGGCUGACAGUGGAAGGAGCUGCCAAAUGGAUUCCGCCCAGUACGAUCUGCAUGGGGAACUGAGACAAAGGAUGUUACCCAACAGACUUGAGAAAGAGCUGGACCAGCAUGCAAUAAAGAACCCUCUCAGCAGAGACACCAGCAGCCAGGCACCCAAUCAGCUCUUAAUAGGGCCCCUUUGUUCUGGGGCCAGCGGGCUGUCGGGCACAGGGCUGCACACAGGAAUACAAGAACUCCUUGUUUGAAGAAAUGCAGCUAUGACUGGCAGACUGAGAUCAGAGCACACUGAGAUCUGAGCCAUUCUCUAAUAGUACUGUAUAAGACCAGUCUGUUUAACCACCCUGAACCCCUCACUAAUGAGGAGUUGCAUACAUUUACUUGAUCAGCUGGCAGACACACAGCAUGAUGUGAGGAUUCACUGUCAAACAAGAGCAACCUUUACCUUCAUGUAUAAUCAGUACCUCCUGUAAAGAGAAGAUUUAGCUAAUGGUGUGUAGACUUGAAAGGUUUUCUGAUGAUUUGACUGCAUUUUCAGUUCAUAUUUUGGAGAAAACCUUUGGGAAUAUAUGGAAUACAGAGCCACAACUCCUAACAGUGGAAUUGAAAACUUCUCUAUCAAUUUCCAAUUUUUCUCAACAAGUUUUUCAACUGUUGAUUUCUUAUGAGACAGAACUGCAGUAGCACCUCUGAAACAUGUUAACACUGGCAGGUCCUGGCAUUGAGCAGCUUGGUUUGCUCUCUAUGUGACAUGUAUUUGGUACCAUUUCAGUUCACAGAAACAACUAUAUAGGUGUCAAGAGAAGGCCAUUGACAUGUGUCCAGUAAAAGGCAUUUUCGUUUUUACAAAUGUGUUUGUAUUUAUUUUAUUCUCUGUUAUUUAUGCAUGAAAAAGAAGCCUAAUGAUUAAACUAAGCUGUCAAUCUAACACAUGGUGGUAACUCAUUAACUAGGAACUCCUGGCUGUGAUAACUCCUCUCUGAGUGAUUCCACUGUAAACAGAAAAAAUAAUAAAAACAAAAAAUGUUUUAAUUAA